AACAAUGUUAGGCAAAAAGACGUUCUGGACAUGCGAAUGCAGUAAAUUACAAUUACCUGGUAUCCGCAACUGCACAAAAGGCCGCCAUUUGAGUAUCCGCUCUGGCUAUUGGGCUGGCAACCCAUUCAACAUCCCAGAUUUGCAAGGAGAGCGCAGUCUUUCAGAUUUGGUGACCUGGGAGAUGCACGAGUCGCUUCCUUUUGAGGGCUCGAACACGUUUACGAGGUACGUCGACUACCCGUUCGAGAUAGCGCAAUGCAAGAACGGGCUGUGUUUUAAUCGCGACUGGAAGUAUGGCGAAGGUCAAUCCUGUCCAGGAUAUUCGUCUGGUUCACUGUGCGGUCGUUGCUUACUGGGAUACUGGCAGACACUCGCCACUCAGAAAUGCCAACAUUGCUCGCUCUCCUCUCGUCGAAUACGCUUACACUGGUACGUGGUCACAACGAUUGUGCUGACAGUAGCUAGCUUCCUGCUAAUGUUACGAUUCAACUUCGGUCUUUCCCCAGUACUGGAUAGCUGGCUGUUCCUUAUUCAGGCCUGCUGGUACGUGUUCCCCAAAGACAAAUCACCAAUCCAUGCCGCGAUUCACUCAAUACUGACAUUUGGCCUAGGCAAUCUUUGCUUCGUAGAGCCACUGGACAGACUGGACAGCGGCCAACUCCUUCUGUUGCAACCAAUGACGCUACUCUUCCUCUUCAUGACGGUGAGGGUGCUGAGGUCAUACAACGUAACCGGAAAGUAUGUUCAACGUCUGCAAAGUCACAUGCUGCUCGUACGCGUCAUGUGGUUCGUGCUGGUGUACAGCUAUUUCGUGUUGGUCUUCACCAGCAUGAAUACCCUGUGGUGCACACGCCUGAGCCACAGAGGAGAUGUUCUGGUAAUGGAUGGCGCCAUCAAGUGUUACAAUGGCAAACACAUGCUGCACACUAUCCUGGCAGGGCUGAUUAUCCUCUUGGUCAUAAUUCCACCGCCACUAAUCCUCGCCAUUCCGCAGUGCCAACGCAGCAUCCACCUGAAGGGAUUCAUUGACGAGGCCAGUAGUCUCUACAAGGACGAUCGCCGCUGGUGGGCCUCUGUGAACUUACUGAGAAGAGUGGCAGUAGCAAUCAUCAGCGUGAUGAUGACUGGAAGCGAGAAAAGUCGAAUAAUGGCUCUCACCGCAUUUUUCUGGUGUUAUUUCGCAUUUCACACUCAAUGCAGGCCAUUUCGGAGCCACAACCUCGUCGGAGUAUCGGCCAACACAUGGGAGAGCAUGUUUCUUUUCGGCCUUUCGCUUAUUGCAAGCCUCGAAUCCCACGCAUUCGACGAGGACGAAGGCUGGCGUCGUACGAUGCACACCGCGGCAUUGGCCCUACUGGGAGCCAUGAAUGCUCUCCUGCUUGUAGUAUGCGUAGUCAAGCAAUGUUUCUCAAGACAAGGUGGUUAUGGUCUGCUCAAGGACCUGUCGUUUGCAGUAUGGUGGCGCAAAAGGCAGAAUGCCCGGAACAGCGAGCCAGAUGUGGAGCUGACAGAGUCUACACUUGACGUCAUGGCUCGCGGCAUGAGGGAGCCACUAAUGAUAGAGCAAAUCAGGGAUGCGCAUGGCAGAGGAAGUGACCAUUCCUCACAAACAUCUUGCAUCAUCCUCUGACGAUCUACUGAUCCGGGACUUAUGUCAAUACCCGAAUAUGUUGGCAUUCAGCUGUUGUCUCUUUUGUUGAGGUUUUUGUUGUUUCAAUUCUUUAUUCCCACGAUGGCACCAUCACCAAUAAGAGUUGUUGUUGUUGUUGUUGUUGUUGUUGUUGUUGUUGUUGUUGUUGUUGUUGUUGCUGUUGUUGUUGUUGAUGUUGUCGUUUUGUUGCUGUCAGUAUUGGCAGCGGCGACGUCAUCGCCUUUGUUGUCGCCGUCGUCUACGUUGUCGCCAUCAUCCUUACCGUCGUCUCCA
Molecule: messenger RNA, 1924 nt
Organism: Sycon ciliatum
Lineage: Eukaryota; Metazoa; Porifera; Calcarea; Leucosolenida; Sycettidae
Exons: 4
Coding region: 5-1630 (541 amino acids)
Source: RefSeq, a predicted model, not a curated record